Grosmannia clavigera kw1407 is the source of this 2313-nucleotide messenger RNA. RefSeq names its product alpha-l-rhamnosidase. Gene Ontology annotation, biological process: carbohydrate metabolic process. Lineage: Eukaryota; Fungi; Ascomycota; Sordariomycetes; Ophiostomatales; Ophiostomataceae. The record is from RefSeq and is a predicted model, not a curated record. The coding region runs from base 1 to 2313 and encodes 770 amino acids. The transcript has a single exon.
AUGGAUUCUGGACGGGACUUUGACCCCAAAGCUUUCGCAGGCGAGAAGAGCGGCGUGAAACAGAAAUGGAAUGAAGACGUGCGAACAGCGGGACCGCCUAACUCUGGCGCAUAUUGGCCGCCUCGGGCGUUUGUGCUAUGGCAAACAGUGGCCAGGAACAGAACGUUUGCGGCGAUGGCGGCGUCCAUGCUGGUCUGGGCGAUCGUCCACGCGGCAACGACUGUCUGGCCAGAAAAACGUCGAUCGAGUAGCAGCGUGUGCUGGAGAAACACGACUUGCAGCAACACCAUCACCGAGGCGGCCUUUCGCGGUGAAUGGGAGGCCAAUAUGUAUGCGCCUGCGUCGCGGACGGUCGAGCCAGUGGCCGUCAUUCUAUCGACAGACGGUGAUGACGGCGAUGGCGAGCGCCCUUUCGUUGCUGGCACGUCCUUGGCGCACAACGGGUCGAUGCUGGUCUUCGACUUUGGCAAGGAGGUUGGCGGGAUCGUGCAUCUAGAUUUCGUCGUCCUUGGCAACGGCUCUGGAGCCGUAGGCCUUGCCUUUAGCGAAGCCCGCAACUGGAUUGGCGAGUGGUCGGACUCGUCGAGCGACGGCCAGAACGGCCGCGACGGCGCGCUGUACGCCAACUUCUCAGGUCCAGGCAGCGUUCGCUACACGAUGCCAGACGCAAAGCUGCGUGGCGGUUUCCGCUACCUGUCCGUCUUCCUCAUGACCGCUACAUCUUCUGCUACGGCCUCGGUGCAGGUGGACUGUGUGCAGGUUGAGAUCGCCUUCCAGCCGACGUGGACGGACCUGCGAGCCUACCAGGGCUACUUCCAUAGCGACGAUGCGCUGCUCAACCGGAUUUGGUACAGCUGUGCCUACACGCUGCAGACGAACCUGAUUCCGCCCAAUACCGGACGCACGUGGCCCCCUCCUCAGGGCGGUGCCGGCUGGUCCAAUGACGGUAACCUCGGCAGCACCGGAAAUGACAUUCUCGUCGACGGGGCGAAGCGAGACCGCGCCGUGUGGACGGGCGAUCUAGGUGUCGCUGUUCCGGCAGCUUUCGUCAGCCUCGGCGACCUGGAGGGUACGCGCAACGCCCUGCAGACCAUCUACGACCACCAGAACGGCGACGGGGCCUUUCCACAGGCCGGACCCCCGCUGCUCAUCCAGGGCAGCGACGCCUACCACCUCUGGACCCUCAUCGGCACGUACAACUACAUCCUUUACACAGGCGACGCCACCUUCCUUGACCAGAACUGGCCGCUCUACAUGCGUGCUGUCGACUACAUCUGGGCCAAGGUCACGCCGGCCCAUGGCCUGCUCCUCGUCACCGGCUCCAGUGACUGGGCGCGUCAGAACAGCGCCGGCGAGAUCAGCGAGGCCCAGAUGCUGCUGUAUCACGCCCUGCAGACCGGCUGCAGGCUGGCCGGCUGGGCCGGUGAUGACACGGGACUGGCAGAAACCUGGACUGUGCGGGCGAAACAGCUCCGACAGGCUACCAUAACCCAUUUGUACAACCCAGGCCAGGGCGCAUUCAUGGACAGUAUCACCGAUGCAUCAAUCUAUCCACAGGACGCAAACGCCCUCGCCGUGCUCUUUGGAGUUGUGACCGCCCAAUCGGCCGAGGCCCAGAACAUCUCUGCGCUCCUUGCUGGCCGUUGGACUUCCAUCGGAGCUCCGUCUCCAGAGCUGCCCGGAAACGUCAGCCCGUUUAUCUCGUCGCUUGAGAUCCUCGCCCAUAUUGCUGCCGGCCAUCCGGAUCGGGCCGUUGACCUCAUCCGCAUCAGUUGGGGCUGGUAUCUGCAGCAUCCCAACGGCACCCAGUCCACCGCCAUCGAGGGCUACCUCCUGGACGGCUCCUUUGGCUACCGCACCAACGAUGGCUACCGUGGCGACCACAGCUAUCCCUCCCACAGCCACGGCUGGAGCACUGGACCGGCUACCGCUCUUACUGAAGGCGUGCUUGGCCUGCAGGUAACCGCUCGCCAGGGCCGUUCCUGGAUAUUCGCGCCCCAGAUGGCGGCUGGCCACAGUGGGCGUCUGCAUGACGUCCAGGGCGGCUUUGUCACUGGACUAGGCUCGUUUCAGGCCCGGUGGUGGUGGCAGGACAAGGAGAAUCCAGGCCCGUACCAGGCGACCGUCCAUACGCCUGACGGCACCACGGGCCAGCUUCUGUUGCCAGUCGUACAGAAUGGUACCAUUCCAACUAUUCAGAUUGACGGCCAGAACGCAUCGCUGGCCUGGUACCGGCAGGGUGUGGAUGGGGUGGUCGACCUGGUAGCCACAGAUGGCGUCUUGGGCGGAAAUCACACGAUCAAAGUGUGGUGA